Cheilinus undulatus (humphead wrasse) is the source of this 4943-nucleotide messenger RNA. It is a transcript of the gene rhbdl3, whose product is annotated as rhomboid, veinlet-like 3 (Drosophila). The record is from RefSeq and is a predicted model, not a curated record. The transcript has 9 exons. Lineage: Eukaryota; Metazoa; Chordata; Actinopteri; Labriformes; Labridae. Gene Ontology annotation, cellular component: membrane. Bases 877 to 2121 code for a protein of 414 amino acids. Gene Ontology annotation, molecular function: serine-type endopeptidase activity; calcium ion binding.
AUGCGGCGGCAGUGGAGUCCCGACCGGCAUCUCCAGGAGCUGAAUCAACCAUCCCAGCAGAGGCGGUCGUUGUGCCCCCCUCUCCUCCUCCACUCUCUUUGAAGCUCCCUGUCGGCACGCGGCGGAGAGAGCAGACGGCUGGCUGUCCCCGCGCUCGCGCUGCCGGCAGAGAGCCGCGUGCCAGGUAUCAUGACGCACCAAAAAAUUGGGCACUUGCCUGGACUUUUCUCUUUCGGGGACUGCCAUGUGACUAUUCUUACGCUGCUUAAGUCGAGUUUUUGAAAGGCGCUCGUUGGACUGAGCUUGUGAGACUUUUUUUUUUCGGUUAAUCAGCUUCGCCCUGCGUUUCAUGUUGUUGUCAGUGCUUGAUGAUGUCAUUGUUUCUUUCAGAUGGAGCCGCGCUCUGCUGCGUCGUAUCUUUCCAAGUGUGAGGACUCUUUUUGCCAAUGUGUGUCCCUUGCUUCUCAAACUUGGACCGCUGCCUCUGCUCAUGGCGAGAAACAUCCAGGCUGCUCUCCAGCUCUGCAAAGAUCUCUCUCUGCUGUCUAACGAGGCAGUUUAAAGGGGGUUUACCGCCCAGAACUACCAGCCUAACGAACUCAUCAUCUAAUCCAAAAACUUUUCCUUUGCGAAUAAAGAUUCGCCUUCCUGGUCAGUUUGGAAGUUGUUGCCCUGGGACUGAAAGGAGUAAGCUGCACCUGAUUAUCUAAGCAUCCAAAUAUAUAUAUAUAAAAAAACACUUAAAGGUGUGCUAAAACGAGCACAAUGCUCAGAUGUGUUGACUUCUGUGAGAGCUAACGCGCAUAGGGAGCGAAAUGGGAUUGUAAACUAUGUGGAGUCAUUCCUGAGGACCGAGUCGCUUCUCUCCGCGGGUGCAUGGAGCAGAGUAGCCCGAGGAUGACGAGCGGAACCCGGGAGACGCCAGUGAACUCCUCCCCAGCGGUGGCGGCCAACGCUGAGGGUGAGGAGAUCGAGGUUUUGGAGAGCACCGACGUGCUCCCUGUGGCUCCAGAGGACCAAUGGAAGUCUCUGUUUGACAAGUAUGACCCAGACAACUCAGGCUUCAUCAGCACAGAGAGAUUCAGGGACCUCCUGGCAACCCAUGGAUCUGAGCUCGACCCUCACAAACUGGAGGUCCUGUUGGCCCUUGCCGACGGCAAUGCUGAUGGGAAGAUCUGCUAUCAAGACUUUGUUAACCUGAUGAGUAACAAGCGCUCCAACAGUUUCCGGAGAGCCAUCCUGCAGGGCAGCAGACAACUGAAAGGCUGCAGUCUAAGAGACGAGGUGGGCCUGGGGCUUCCCCAGCGGCUCGUCCGACACGUUGCCUAUGAAACGCUGCCCCGCGAGGUCGACAGAAAGUGGUACUUUGACAGCUACACCUACUGUCCACCACCCUGGCUCAUCCUUGUUAUCACUAUUGCUGAGGUAGCUGUAUUUAUGUACUACGGGUUUGUGCUAGACCGCCUUGUCCUGCAGGUGUCCAGUCCAUCUUUCCUGAAGAGCCCCUUACCCUACCACCCUCAGCUGCGGGCUCAGGCCUGGAGGUACCUCAGCUACAUUUUCAUGCACACUGGGAUUGAACACCUGAGCCUAAACAUGGCCAUGCAGCUGCUGGUGGGAGUCCCUCUAGAGAUGGUCCACGGGGCCCUGAGGAUCGGCCUGGUCUAUGUGUGUGGUGUGCUGGCAGGGUCUCUGGCUGUGUCUGUUACCGACAUGACAGCUCCAGUGGUGGGGUCAUCUGGUGGAGUAUACGCUCUGGUCUCUGCUCAUCUGGCCAAUGUCGUUAUGAAUUGGUCAGGAAUGAAGUGUCAGUUCAAGUUAUUUCGGAUGGCCAUGGCCCUGGUUUGCAUGAGCGUGGAGUUUGGUCGGGCGGUGUGGCUACGCUUCUACCCUCCGGCCUUCCCUCCUUGCCCCAAUCCCAGCUUUGUAGCUCACCUGGGAGGAGUGGUGGUGGGUCUGACUCUGGGUGUGGUGGUCUUACAAAACUAUGAGCAGAGACUCCAGGAGCAGUCUCUGUUUUGGAUCUUUUUCUGUGUCUACACCUUAUUUGUGCUCUGCGCUGUCUUCUGGAAUAUUUUUGCAUACAGCUUGCUUGAUGUGCGACUUCCUCCACCUCCGUGACUCAGUUUUGUUCUGUUGAUAGAUUCUUGACUGCCUGGCCAGAUGAGUUGGCUCAGCCUUAUGUUCUGAACCUCACUGCAGGGGUCAGAGCUGUGUGGCUUUCUCCUAAUGUGCAGCAAAUUAUGUGGUCAGAACCUUCUUGGCGCACCUGCAUCAUCCCUGCUAAUGUGUUAGCUAACCUCCACCUGCUCUUUGUCUGGAUCUCUGUUGGAUGUUUGUCUCAAGAGUAGCGCCCAGUGUGGGACAUUUAGUGGCUACAGAGAGACACCUUGGAUCUUAUACAGUCUUGUCUACAUGGCUUAAACUUCUCUGCCUCUUCCUCCUCAAUCCAGUGGUGCCUUUGCGUGGAGUCGUCAGCUUGAUGAAAGUAUUUCUGCACAGUUGCCUCUGUCUUUAACACUGACUGGCAGCAGUGAAACCAUGCAGUAUAAACCAUUUUCAGUCACAGAAGUACCUGAAAUCCUGUCAUCUACCUGCUUCCUCCAUGAUCAGUAAAUGAAUUUAAAAGUCAAGGCUUAGUCAGUGUUUUGUCAUCAUUACAAGCAGCUCAUAAGCAUAAGAGAGUAGAUUAAGCAGACAGAAGGACAGCUAAACUUCCCUGAGGUCCACAACACAGAGAAAGAUCAGAGUAUAUAAGCUACAGCAGGUUAUGAUGAAUUUACCUUUGAGAGAAAGACUGGGUCACAUAUUCAGUGUUGCCUUCAGGAUCUGGCAAUUCCCCAGAUUAGGGAGGAUUAAUAUAAACCUUGUGUCUUUGUGUUUUUGUGUGUGUGCAAGGAGUGUGGCAAUUGUGUAAACGUGUGUAUGAUCAGAGAAGAAGCAGAAGUGCCAUUCAGACUCUAAGCUUUUUAAAAUGAUGCCAAAACACCAGGGGAACUGCUCACCCCUUGACAAGAAUUGCUUUUGUUUAAGAAAGAUGAAUCUGAUUUUUCGUUGUAAGGAUUAAUUUGAAUGUAAUAAAAGACUUCCAUGAUCAUGGUCACUCUUCAGUCAGUCCAGAAAUGCAGUCAAACCUCUUGUCAUUUUAUGCUCCAUUAGACCAAAUACAGUGAUUUCUACAAUGUUUGAAAAUUUGGUAACACUUUAUUUUAGUGGGCCCUAAUUACCUGAUACCUUGCAAGUAAUUUUAGAGUAAUAAUUAUAAUUAUCUAGUUAUUUCUCAAGAUUAAGGUUAUGCUUAGCUAGUAACACAAGUAGUUACUCAGAAAUAUAGUAAUAUUAAGAAAGUAUUUACUGAGUAAGAACGUAUUAAUCAUAAAGUAAUUCUUUAUAAUAUUGUGGAAAUACUCUGUUAAGCAUUCUAAAUAUGUAUUCAUACUUUUAACAAACACACUAUAAUACAUUACAAGUAUAUUUAUAGUCGUUAUUGAUACGGGCAUUGAAUAAGCUAUGAUUACGUUAUGAGACAUAAAUAGUAAUGAGUGUUUAUAACUGUUAUAUUGCAUUGUAGGAGCUUUAUAACACAUUGUUAUAAUAUGUUAUAAUGCAUUACAGAGGUAAGAGGCAUAGAAAAGGGUUACCAUUAAGCCUUUAAUGUAACAGCAUAAGGCCAGUUUUUCUAAAUCACAUCAUGGAGGAUGGGCUCACUUUAUGAUGCUGAUAUUAAGAAGUUACUUACAAAUAACUUGUGAGUUGUGAAGAAAUGUAUUCAGAAAUUACUUAAAAACUACCUUAAAAUUCUGAAGAGAUGUAUCAAGAAACCACUGAAAAAUUACAUGGGAGACUAUGGGGAAAGGACUCAAUUUGAAUAAGUGGGCUAAUAUGCAGAAAUCAUCAAAAAAUACUUAGGAAUUAUGGAUUUUUUUUUUAUUUUUUAUUUUUUUUUUAGAAAAUUAUGAAUGAGGGCAUUCAGAAAUCCCAGGAGUUAUGUUCUAUUCAAGAGGGACACUAUCAUCUUUUUCUUCUAGGAGAUUACUGGGUAAAAUACACCUAAUUACAGAGAAUUUCCACAAUAAUAUGAGGAUUAACUUGAUAAUUAAUAAAUUAUUACCUAGUAAAUACUUCCUUAAUAUUGCAAUAUUUUAGAGUUAUUACUUGGUUAUUCCAAGUUAUCACUAUGUAAUUACCAGCGUAUUCAUGAGAAAUGACUAGAUAAUUAUACUUAUUACUUAAUGAUUACUAUGUUAUUACUAUAAAAUUACUAGGUUAUUUCUAAGUAAUAUGGGCUCACUAAAAUAAACAUUUAUUGAAAUUUUUGAUGAUUUGUCUGUGACUUUAUUUAUUGAACUAUGAGGUAAUGAGCCAAAAGAAAAAUGAAAAUAUUAACGUAUGGAGACAUCUGGGGCAUUCUGACUAAUCCCAAGUAUUUUACUCAUUACCAAACGCAGAUGAGCACACACAUGCCUGACCUCAAAUACAUCCAGGCUGGGGUCAUUUUGCUCUUAUAUCAGUCAAAGUUUGGGCAGAGAAGUAAAUCAGUGCUCUCUCGUUUGUCCAUCACAACUUGGAUUGUUAAUUGAUUGAACAAGGAUAGAAAACGACCCCAGCCUGACGCUGUGAGUCUCUAACUGUACUGUACUUUAAUUAUGUUGCACUGGUAACUGCUUCGCACAAACAUUAUUAUAAUGUAAUUAUAGACAGAUUAAUAUUUUAACAUGCAUUGGCUCUGUAUUUUUUUUACUCUGUGAUAUCAGUAUGUUGUGUAAAUUGGGUUGUCAUUUUGUUGUGAUGCUAGCUGUACCCUGUAUGUACCCUAUUUAAAACCUGUUAAAGAUGGUCUGGGAUUGUAUAUAAUAAGGGCUAUGACACAAAGCUGAGUGAGGGGUAAAUCGCUGAUAAUAUUUUAACAUUGUGCAUAUUUUGUAGAUUUGAUAUGUACAUAC